This is a messenger RNA of Macrosiphum euphorbiae (potato aphid), 591 nucleotides long. The record is from the annotation of a GenBank genome assembly. Lineage: Eukaryota; Metazoa; Arthropoda; Insecta; Hemiptera; Aphididae.
AUGGUUUCAAUAGCAGGAUUAAUAAGAUUACAAGAUACAUUAUCAAAAGAAUAUGGUGAAGAGAUUGAAAUAAUGACAAGUCGGUUAAAUCAAGAUUGUUUGGAAAAUUUAUUUGGAUCUAUGCGUAAUCAGAAUGGUAACUGUAUAAACCCCACAACUAUCCAGCUACAGCGUAAUUACAAAAAAUUAUUUUCCUUAAACUAUUUUGAAUAUAAUGAAGGUGCUAAUUGUUUGGAUGAUUUAGACCAAGUAUUGACUACCCUGAGCAAAAUACCAGCAGAAUAUUUGAAAACAAUAUUCCCUGACAAGCAGAAAGUAAUUCACAUUAAUCCAUUACCCAUUGAUGCAACCCAUUACAGGUCAUUAGAAUUACCAGAAAGAAAUGCUUUUACAUAUAUAUGUGGUUAUUUGAUUAUGAAAUGUUUUAACAUGCAUUCUUGUGAAACAUGUAUAGGAUAUGGCAGAUCUACCACAAAGUUAUCUGAUGAACUUUUUUUUACACACUUCAAAGCACAUCAACACAGUUCUAUAUCAAUGUUUUCAUCGUUAAUGACCCCAGAUUGUAAUUUUUACCAGUAUAUUUUUGAAUGA